AUGGUCGCCGUAUCCUCUCCACAGACUAAUGAAUCAGAGCAAAAGAGACGGAAGCAGACCCUGGAGAGGGCCAAGGCCAACCAUCUAUCAAAACAGCUCCAGAUGCGCCUACAAUAUGCAAAACUCAAGGUUGAACAUGGCUGGCAAAGACAAAACUUAAACGAAGUGGAAAAUCUUUACUUUCACCAUUCCCAUCUUCGCGGGCCACGCCCUACCACUCUUUCAAAGCCUCAACCCACAACAUUUACACCUAGUCCUACUUCCAACCCUGUGGCUGCGGGUCCUUCCACCGUCCAGUUGAAGGAUACUCUCCCUCCAUCUUCCAACGAUGCCAAUCUGUUCGUGCAAGCCAUAGGACAUCAUAAUUUUACGGAGACCCAAGGUGGAUUAUGUGGUCUUUCUGGUGCAGAAGCCACUUCAGAUACGUCAGCCACCGAUGAGGAGAACCGAGGUCCAGGUCCAGCAUCGUAUACUGUGACGCCCCCUUACUCUGAACCGCCCGUAUCGUAUAACGGGAAAUCAUCCUCGCCGCCCACGUUCUCCGAGUCCCAAACGCAACCGCAAAUGCAGGCAGACAAUGGAUCCACUACCUCUCGUAAUAAUAUCCGACGAUCCCCAGCUCACUCCAGCACUGACACUAUUCUGACCCAAUCUUCACAAGCCGAUAUGUUUAGCCCGACAAUUGUGCAACUAUCUGGGACCCACUCACCAACUCCUUUCUUCCCCUCACCCACAUCUCGCUCAGAACCUUUUGACUUUUCAGCUGAUCCUUUGCGACCUGCAUUAUCGCGAGAACCAUCUCAAUCGCACCUGUCAGCCAGACGUCCCUCUGCGCCUUCCAUAUCUUCAUCUAAUACCGUCAAUCAAAUAUUUUCGACAAAUUCUCCACUUACGUACGAUUCCUUCUGGUCUUCACAUUCCUCAUCCACUCUGGCGUACCGUAAUAUGCUGUCCAGUGCAGGUAUUAUGGGAGGCAAUGUGAACCCCACGCUGGCAAUCCGUUCUGGAAAUGGAGUUGUCGGCAUACCGUCACCACUUAUACACGCCACUACGUUUGAUGCUAGUAGGAGAGGACUCACUCCCAGCAGUAAUAGCCCUGCACAGAUUGUGUCGGGUAAUGAAGCUCGGUAA
Serpula lacrymans var. lacrymans S7.9 is the source of this 1131-nucleotide messenger RNA. RefSeq lists its product as uncharacterized. The record is from RefSeq and is a predicted model, not a curated record. The transcript is spliced from 3 exons. NCBI's taxonomy places the organism in Eukaryota, Fungi, Basidiomycota, Agaricomycetes, Boletales, Serpulaceae. The coding region runs from base 1 to 1131 and encodes 376 amino acids.